UGGCAGCAUAGCAGCAGUAGUUACACAUUGCAUCAAUCGCUAGGCAGCACAAGCAGCGUACAAGUUGAUCGACCAUAUUUCCAUAAUAUAAUGUGGCGCCGACGACGACCUCUGCAGCUGUGCUAGUACCAGCUGCGGCGGUGGUGCUGCUGGCGAUAAUGGCGUUGCAACUCUCUGCGUCAGCAGCCACGGUGCCGCCGCCACGGCCAACGCCACCGCCACCGCCGGCGCCGAUUGGGCAGCCCGGCUGCAACACCACCUGUGGCCACGUGAGCGUGCCGUACCCGUUCGGCUAUGGGCCCUCCCGCUGCUACUGGCCGGGGCUCAACCUCACCUGCGACACCAGCCACGGCCACCCGCCGCGGCUGCUGCUCGGCGACGGCACCCUCCGGGUCGCCGAGAUUUCUCUGUCCAGUGAAACCGUGCGCGUCGUGCCUACCGGCUUGAUAAUAGACACCACCGGCGACCUAACCUCACCGGGCUGGAACGCCUCUGUCGAAUUCGGCCGCGGCUUCCGGGAGCAUGGCUACCUGCUGUCGGCCCGAAACGAGCUCAUCGUCACCGGAUGCAACGUGGUGGCGACGCUUUCUGCGGACAUCGUCGGGGAAGAAACCACCAAGAUCGUCAGCGGCUGUGCCUCCUUCUGCACCAAGAGCGACCACGAGGACGUCGGCUACAUAUAUGACCACCACGAGGCUUCAUAUACGGCGUACGUACUGCACUGGCUCAUCGGGCUGCUGCAGGGCGUUCCUCGCUUCUACUGCUGGAGCUAUGGCACUGACCUCACAUCGCUGCCCAUGUGCCCGCUGCCACUUGAUCUGGGGGCGGAGGUGGUGCAGACCUGUUUCUUCUUUUGUGUGAAUUGGUUCGUUAAUUGGCUCCAGAUAUCGACGAGUGCAAGUUUCCAAGUGAAAAGAGGGUGUGCUUCGGUUUAUGCAUCAAUACGAUCGGGUCAUACGAUUGCCAGUGCCCACAAGGAACUUAUGGCCAACCUAAUGUCGAAGGUGGCUGUGUCGAUUAUAAUUUCAGCGAAGGUCAGUAUAUAUUCAGUACAAAAACACCCCGGAGUCGCACUGGUUGCACUUGCACACACAGACACAGCGGUAUCUUACAUUGGUUUAUUUGCAGCACAUGCGAUGUCCCCUACCGUUGCUCGGGUGCCGACAGGGCUGCCCAAAUGCAACACUACCUGCGGCGAUGUGAGUGUGCCGUACCCGUUCGGCUUUGGGCCCUCCGGCUGCUACUGGCCGGGGCUCAACCUCACCUGCGACACCAGCCACUACCCCCCACGGUUGCUUCUCGACGGCAACGGCACACUCCAGGUCGUCGACAUCUCCUUGCGCGACUCCACAGUGCGCGUCAUCGCCCAUUAUAUAGCAGCACCGACUGGACCACGGAAGUCGCACUCGGUGGGUUACGAUAUCAGCGUACCCUACGAACGCAACUUCACCAAACGCCGUCUGGUGGCUGAUGUUCGGCUCCCAGACAUCGGCCAGCACUACGUGCUGUCAACCAGGAACGAGUUCAUCGUCAUCUCCGGGUGGGACGUGCGCGCUACCCUCUACGGGGAGUACUACAGAAACGGCAGCAGCAGCAACACCAGCGACAGUAUCAUCAGCCGAGCUGUCUGCAGCUCCGGUAACAAUGGCUCCUGCCACGCGCCCAUCUCUUCUGGCAGCGCGCCCAAGAGGGUGGAAUUCAAAGAGCUCAGCAUCAACGUCAGCCAACAUCAUGGUAAUUGGUCGCCUUACCUCGCAUUGGCGUUCAUCUCAGAGGUGGGGUUGUUUCAUCAGUGGCAGCACAGGAUCUUAAACACGAAUAAUCUCAUUCGUUACAUGGCAUCUCCCAUUGUCAUACAAUGGGCCGUUAAGCAAGGCUUGUCAGCGCCUGCUGCCGACAACUCAGGCAAGUGCCCAAGGGACGUGCUCAGCCGCCUUUGCAAGAGCGAGCACAACGACUGCAGGCAAGAGAAUGGAGGCUUUACUUGCCACUGCUCCCAGGGCUACGACGGCAACCCUUACAUUGCCAAUUGAUGUCAAGAUAUCGACGAAUGCAACGUCCCAGGGCUACGCUAUUCAUGCUUGGGUGGCUACUGCAACAAUUUACCAGGAAAUUUCGAGUGCCAGUGCCCGCCAGGAACCCAUGGCAAUGCAUCUGAGACCGGUGGCUGUGUCACCAGAUCCCCAACAGGUUUAAUCAUUGGUUUGUCAGUUGCAAGUGGUCCGGCGCUCCUUCUGUUGGUUCUGGGUAUAUUGUUCCUACUUCGCAAGUUAAAACAGCGCAGAACAAAACUACUAAAACAAAAGUACUUCAAGCAAAAUCGUGGACAAUUGUUGCAACAGUUGUUGUUUCAAAAGGCUGACAUUGCAGAAAGGAUGAUAAUAUCAUUGGAUGAGCUUGCAAAGGCCACAAACAACUUCGACAAAGCUCGUGAGAUUGGUGGUGGAGGACAUGGUACUGUUUACAAAGGAAUCUUAUCGGACCUUCAUGUCGUAGCCAUCAAGAAGUCAAAGAUUACAGUCCAGAAAGAAAUAGACGAGUUCAUAAAUGAGGUAGCAAUCCUCUCACAGAUCAACCAUAAGAAUGUGGUAAAACUCUUUGGAUGUUGCCUAGAGACCGAGGUGCCAUUGUUGGUUUAUGAGUUUAUCUCCAAUGGAACACUUUAUCACCAUCUCCAUGUUGAAGAACCGAGGUCACUAUCAUGGGCCAGUAGGUUGAGGAUUGCAACGGAGAUAGCUGCUUCUCUUGCCUAUCUUCACUCAUCAGUAUCAAUCCCAAUAAUCCAUAGAGACAUUAAGUCCAGUAACAUACUUCUUGAUGAUACAAUGACAUCAAAGAUAUCAGACUUUGGAGCUUCAAGAUACAUCCCAGGUGACAAAACUGGGUUGACAACAAGGGUUCAGGGAACAAUAGGAUACUUGGAUCCUAUGUACUUUUACACAAACCGCCUCACCGAGAGAAGUGAUGUCUAUAGUUUUGGCGUAAUUCUUGUGGAGCUGCUCACUAGGAAGAAACCAUUUUUGUAUUUGUCCUCUGAAGGUGAUGGCCUUGUUUCCCAUUUUGUUAACCUUAUUUCUGAGGGAAAUCUUAGUCAGAUAAUAGAUCCACAAGUUACGGAGGAGAGAGGCACACAAGUCCAAGAAGUUGCUACACUUGCAGCAUCCUGUAUAAAUUCAAGAGUUGAGGAAAGACCAACAAUGCGACAGGUAGAACAUACACUACAUGAGCUUCAGGGUCCCAACAGUUAUAACAGAGACGGUAUUGUAGCUGUGGAACCCACAAACGAUAGCAUUACGACGGACAAUCCAUCACUGAGUGGACAAGGGCAAAGAUAUGAGAACCCAUGUAGCAGAAGAUACAGUUUGGAGCAAGAGAUGAUGGUGUCUGCAAGCUACCCUAGGUAGCACUGCUCUGCUUGGGAGUAACUACAAAUGUGCAUGAUGGUUGAACUCAAUGCACUGUUUCUCACCAUCCCUUUCGUUUCGGUAGCACGAUU
Molecule: messenger RNA, 3496 nt
Organism: Sorghum bicolor (sorghum)
Lineage: Eukaryota; Viridiplantae; Streptophyta; Magnoliopsida; Poales; Poaceae
Product: wall-associated receptor kinase-like 6
Biological process (GO): protein phosphorylation; cell surface receptor signaling pathway
Cellular component (GO): plasma membrane
Molecular function (GO): protein serine/threonine kinase activity; calcium ion binding; ATP binding
Source: RefSeq, a predicted model, not a curated record